Messenger RNA from Alosa alosa (allis shad), 2904 nucleotides. Its product is annotated as talin-1-like. The annotation marks the transcript as partial. NCBI's taxonomy places the organism in Eukaryota, Metazoa, Chordata, Actinopteri, Clupeiformes, Clupeidae. The record is from RefSeq and is a predicted model, not a curated record. Gene Ontology annotation, biological process: platelet aggregation. The transcript is spliced from 11 exons. Gene Ontology annotation, cellular component: plasma membrane; focal adhesion. Gene Ontology annotation, molecular function: actin binding; integrin binding.
GGAAAGGGCCGUCACUCAUCAGCAUGUCUGUCCGGUGUCGCGCAGGUGAUGGUGACCAAUGUGACUUCGCUGCUGAAGACGGUGAAGGCGGUGGAGGACGAGGCCACCAAGGGGACCAGGGCGUUGGAGGCCACCAUCGAGCACAUCAAGCAGGAGCUGUCCGUGUUCAAGAGCCACGAUCCUCCUCCAAAGACCACCACUCCAGAGGAGUUCAUCCGCAUGACCAAAGGCAUUACGCUGGCCACUGCCAAAGCAGUGGCUGCUGGGAACUCCUGUCGUCAGGAGGACAUCAUCGCCACGGCUAACCUGAGCAGGCGGGCCAUGGCAGACAUGCUCAACUCCUGCAAGCAAGCGGCAUACCACCCCGAAGUCAGUAAGGAGGUGCAGGCGCGGGCCCUGCGCUUCGGAUCGGAGUGUGCCACCGGAUACCUGGGCCUGCUGGAGCACGUCCUGGUGCCGAUCAUCCAGAAGCCCACCCACGACCUGAAGCAGCAGCUGGCCGUCUACUCCAAGCGUGUGGCCGGCUCUGUGACCGAACUCAUCCAGGCUGCCGAGGCCAUGAAAGGCACGGAAUGGGUGGACCCCGAGGACCCCACCGUCAUCGCCGAGAACGAGCUGCUGGGCGCAGCAGCGGCCAUCGAGGCGGCCGCCAAGAAACUGGAGCAGCUGAGGCCGCGGACCAAACCCAAGGAGGCAGAUGAGAGUCUGAACUUUGAGGAGCAGAUCCUGGAGGCGGCCAAAUCCAUUGCCGCGGCUACCAGCGCACUGGUUAAGGCAGCCUCGGCCGCCCAGAGGGAAUUGGUGGCCCAGGGCAAGGUUGGGGCCAUCCAAGCCAAUGCCGUGGACGAUGGACAAUGGUCCCAGGGUCUCAUUUCUGCUGCGCGCAUGGUUGCUGCUGCAACGAACAACCUGUGCGAGGCGGCUAACUCGGCGGUGCAGGGUCACGCCAGCGAGGAGAAGCUCAUCUCCUCGGCCAAGCAGGUGGCCGCCUCCACCGCCCAGCUCCUGGUGGCCUGCAAGGUCAAGGCUGACCAGGACUCCCAGACCAUGAAGAGGCUGCAGGCUGCUGGUAACGCUGUCAAGAGGGCCUCAGACAACCUGGUGAAGGCCGCCCAGAAGGCCGCCUUCGAUGCCCAGGAUGACCAGGCCGUCAUGGUGAAGAGCAAGAUGGUGGGCGGUAUCGCUCAGAUUAUUGCGGCUCAGGAGGAGAUGUUGAGGAAGGAGCGUGAGCUGGACGAGGCCAGGAAGAAGCUGGCCAUGAUCCGCCAGCAGCAGUACAAGUUCCUGCCUUCGGAGCUCCGGGAGGAAGACCAAUGAGAACCGCCACUGUUUGUCUGCUAACACACAUACAACACACACACACAGAUGCCAUGCAAGCAAAGACAAAUCAGCGGCUUGGGCUUUGGACCCGUGCCACAGUUUUAUUAUAUAUUUUUGUUCAAGAGUGUAACUAUGAUGAUGAGGUAUUACUUUUUUUGACAUGCAACAUUCUGGGCAAAGCAAUUCUAAGAGAUGAAAUAGGGGUAAAAAGUGAACAAAUGUAUCAGGAUGUUUAUUUUAAACUUUGGGUUAUUUUUUUGUUUGUUUUCACCGUUCUUUUUUCUAUUUGUCACUUUUACAAGCAUUGCCGUGCCAUGACUUAACUGUUUAUUGUUUUGUUUGUGUCUUUUGGAUAAUGUAUGCACAACUUAUGCAAAUCUCUAAAGUAACUGUGCUUUUAAUAGCUCCAUGUGAUUUAAUUUAGCAUUAGAUCCAAUAGAGUAGAUUGUCUGGACCUAGCAUGCACGGGUCUUAACUGAGGCUACACAUUUAAUUUACUCAAUCAAUUCACUUAUGAUGGGCUAAGUAAAAUGGCCUCAGUUAACACGGCUAAGAAAAAUAUUAUAUCAUCGAGCACAAUGAUGUUUUUAACUUUGUCAUUUUUUUAUUUUAUUUCUACUCCUCAACUUCUGGGGGGUGGAAAUUAUAAAAAAAGAAGAAAAAAAAACAGUAUUUGUUCCAUAGAUAUGUCUAACAUUUAGUCAGGUUCCAAAGAAGAUUGUUGUGAAUGUGUGAGUGGCCUCCAUAGCCUUUCUUCUUCUGGUGGUUUAACCCAGGGACAGUCAACCGCAUCAUGUGGCAAUUUGGACCAGCAGUGCAAUGAGUACCUUUUUUUUGCGAUGAAACAAUUCAAAGAAAGAAAACAUAUCAUUUUUUAAGAAAAGAAAAAAUAAUAAAGCUAUGAAUUGUGUUACAAAUAAUAUCUUCUAUUAAAUGUCUAUGUUAAUAAAAAAAGAGAGUUUGUGGGUGUUCGUUUUCUAUUAGUCAGGGCAUCUGUCACUUUGACCUCCUGUGUUUGAAUGAGGUCAAGUUUGGAAAGCCAUAUUUUUUUCUCUUGGUUUGUUUUUAUUACUCAGCCCUUGUCUUGUUACUCGGACCUACUUGGUGCUAUGUGGUAGAGCUUUCUCUGAGAUGUGGAUGUACAUCAUGGAGGUAUAUGCAAAUAUUAGAAAGGAGGGAGGGAGUUCAUAUUAAGUGAGUGGUUCCUCCGUCAUCUGACUGUUAGUCAAGAUGAACAAGGAAUAUGAAUUCAUAGUUGGGGUAUAGUGUUUUCAGAGCAUUUACAAGGCUUUGUUAUUACAUGGUUGUGUCUGUUGAACAUAUCAGUCCAUCUGAAAGUGCCUUCAAAAAUCUGUUUUUAUAACAGUAUGUGUUUAACUGUUAACAUUUCCUAUUUUCCACUGUGCACUUGUUUAACUUAAAGAAAACCACAGAUAAUCCACUCUUUUACACAUUAUUUUCACUCUUGUUGUUCAGUGAUUGUCAUUUUGAUACCCUAAUGUUUGUAGUGCAAUGGGAUAGUUGCCCCAGCACUGUUUAAGACCUAUUCAUGGGGGUCAAUAAAGUUGCUUUUCUUGCCUAAAA